GCGGCUGUACCUCAGAGCACUCGCUGACCGUGGCGCGCCGGUAGUGGCUGCAGGCUUCCUUAUCCGUCCCUUGUCUCCUCCGUCCGCUUCGCCGGCUCCUCUUGUGGAUAACUUGCUGCUCGCCUACCACACCAUGACUCUGGAAGAAGUCCGCUGCCAGGACACGGUUCCUGAAAGCACAGCCAGGAUGCAGGGCGCCGGGAAAGCGCUGCACGAGCUGCUGUUAUCGGCGCAGCGCCAGGGCUGCCUCACCGCCGGCGUUUACGAGUCCGCCAAAGUCCUGAACGUGGACCCCGACAACGUGACCUUCUGCGUGCUGGCAGCAGAUGAGGAGGACGAGGGCGAUAUCGCGCUGCAGAUCCACUUCACGCUGAUCCAGGCGUUCUGCUGCGAGAACGACAUCGACAUCGUGCGUGUGGGCGACGUGCAGCGGCUGGCGGCCAUCGUGGGCGCAGGCGACGAGGCGGGCGCGCCAGGAGACUUGCAUUGCAUCCUCAUUUCGAACCCCAAUGAGGACACGUGGAAGGACCCCGCUUUGGAGAAGCUCAGCCUGUUCUGCGAGGAAAGCCGCAGUGUCAACGACUGGGUGCCCAGUAUUACCCUCCCUGAGUGACAGCCCGGUGGGGGUCCUUGGUCUUGAUCGACGUGGAGACGCCCGAGGGCGCCUAGCGCGGGGCUGGCUCUGUGAAUGCGCUCUCGGAGGGCGCCGGAGUUUGGCGUGGAGACUGGCAGGCGGGGUCGCGUGGAGAGAGCGGCGAGGAGGCGCGGUUCCCUUCAACUAAGGGGGCCUGGCGGCGGCAGGGGCAGGCUGGCCCCCAGCCGAGGACUCUACAAGUGUGGGGAGCGGCUGCUCGCCCAGGAAGGCCGGAGGCGGGAUGUCUGCCACGGGGCCGGGAAGGACGGACUGGCUCGGCAGGCGUGACUCAGCAGCCUGCGCUGUGGGCAGGAAGCAGAGGAAAGGCGAGGCCAGGCGGCCUGGACUUAUACAAUUACAGGAGCUCUGACGGACCUAGCAGUCUGCACUGCUGUUUCAAAACGGAUCUGGGCAGUGCUUCGUUUUCUAAAGGAUUAUGCUGCUGCAGUUUUGAAUUUUACAAUAAACUUACUGAAACAAA
Hipposideros armiger (great roundleaf bat) is the source of this 1115-nucleotide messenger RNA. RefSeq names its product growth arrest and DNA damage inducible gamma (gene GADD45G). The record is from RefSeq and is a predicted model, not a curated record. Gene Ontology annotation, cellular component: nucleus; cytoplasm. The coding region runs from base 134 to 613 and encodes 159 amino acids. NCBI's taxonomy places the organism in Eukaryota, Metazoa, Chordata, Mammalia, Chiroptera, Hipposideridae. The transcript has 4 exons. Gene Ontology annotation, biological process: regulation of cell cycle.